Molecule: messenger RNA, 2714 nt
Organism: Anastrepha obliqua
Lineage: Eukaryota; Metazoa; Arthropoda; Insecta; Diptera; Tephritidae
Gene: z
Product: regulatory protein zeste
Exons: 3
Coding region: 453-1910 (485 amino acids)
Source: RefSeq, a predicted model, not a curated record
UUGUGAGUGGGUUCAUCUAGAGUGUGCGACAACGUUUUCGUGUUCAUGUUUCUCUAUUUGCUAUUUGUCAAGAAAAAACUACUCUAAAAGUGUAAAAAUUUCUAUCGGCUGUUGCGUAGUAAAUUCAAUAUCCAGUGACCUGAAAAUAAUAUUAAAAAGCGCGGCAGUAUUGCAAAAUUACUCACGUCUUUAAUUAUCAUUUAAGUGCAUUUGUACGCAGGAGCAAGAGCUAGUGAAAAGUGUAGAAUUGAGAACAAUUUCCGCUUUUAAUAAUUUUUUAGUGAAGCUAAAGCCAAUACAUCUCAUUAAACACGAAUUUCUUUGAGCUAACGCUAUUUCGAGUGGAGCUCUCUACAGCAAAGACAUCGCCGAGGUAGCAGCGCAUCGGCUGUUGGGUUUUUCUUCUUCAAUUGUAAAUUUUUGCCGUCAACAUAGCGAGGAAAUCGCGUCAAAUGUCCACUGGCAUUGCCGGCGGAGGAGGCGCUGAGAACACCAUGACUGUGGUUACUACCACCCUCAACGGUGCGAACGAACACAACGCCGCCAACUCUACGGUCGCCAGCAGUGUUGGGAACAAGACAGGCCAAAUGACUUUAACACCGCGCUUCACGCAGGAAGAAAAGGCGAUUCUUUACAGUCUGUUCCAUGAGCAUGAGGAAGUCAUUGAUAUCAAAUUCAGGAAGAAGCAGCGCUCCAAGUAUUCGGUGCGCGAUGCCUGGGAGAACAUAGUGCGCGAAUUCAACUCGCAUCCAGGUGUGAGCGCUGUGCGAAACUUGAAGCAGAUUCAGAAAUUCUGGCUGAAUGCCCGUCUCCGCAAGCAGUAUCCCUUCCGUCCUAAUGGGCAGAAGGACCCAAAUAAUUCGCAAACAAUCAUUGAAACAACAGAACAACCGGAAGUUCCGAACCAUCCAAUUAAGGAUGAGCCCGAUUUCCAGCUCAGCGCAGCAGAUCCCGAUGACCACGACAGCCACAAUGAGGCGUUCGAAGAGAUUGAGAUGGAUACUAGCGAUGGGACGAUAGAUCCGGUUCACAUCGAUACUUUACAGCAACACCAACAGCAUCAACAACAACAACAGCAGCAGCAUCAGGUACUACAACAGGUGCAACAGCAGCAGCAAACCAUACAGACGCAAUCGAUUUCAGUAGACCAAAUUAGCGCCGAAAAGUUGACGCUCAACGAUUUGUUGCAAUUCAAAACUGCCCGUCCUCGCGAAGACAUAAUUUUACAGAUAAAACAUCCAUCAGAUUCAACGACCGCCCAUAUCACCAUCCCUUCGCCAACGCGCAUCACCAUACCCAGCCAGCAUCAGACGCAGCAGCAUACGAUAACUGCCAUGCCUGCGGCCACCUACAAUCAGCAGAUCAUUAGCGAGAUCAAGCCGCAGCAAAUCACGCUGGCCCAAUAUCAGGCGCAACAAUUGCAACAACAGCAACUUGCCCAACACCAGCUGGCCGUUGCAGCACAGCAACAGCACCAACAGCAUCAACAACAGCAGCACCAAGUGAAAAUGCAGCUGCAAUCGCCAGCCACCGCACAGUUUGCCACCGCCACGCCGACAUUCACUUGUACAACAUUGCACGCAUUGCCAAUUUCCACCGCGCCCGCCCCAGCUACAGCCGUGCCCACUGUGACUGUGAGCAACGCAGCGGCUACGACGGCGGGAAAUGCAACAAUGAGCGCGGAAACGUUUGAGGAGAAACUGCAGUAUUUUCGGCUGAAGGAGGCUGAACUGCGUUUCAAGGAGGUGCAAGUGACACUUGAAAAAAAGAAAAUCGAAUUAAACCGGGCGCAGGAGGAGUUAAAGCAAUUGCGCGAGCUUCAUCGCCUGCAGGUGGAGGAAAUGAAAAUGAAAAUACGCAUCUUACAGGAAGAAGAAAAAAUAUUGCGUAAGAGUCCGAGCUCGGUGUAGGUAUAAAACGGUGGCAGCAGCACUCUGAUGCGAUGCCAGGAGAGAAUUGAAUAUGCAUGUUUUCGUAUUUGAUAAGUUAGUUGCAUAAUUUUUUUUUAAUAGAAUUUUAGAAUAACAUUUUUACAUUUUACCUUAAGAAAUAUUAGUUUCAUAAUUACGCCAAUCCAAUGGGCGUUUUGGUAUAUGUUUUCAUAUAUGAAAUGAUGUAAACAUUUAGUUAUGCUCAACACACUUAAUAUACCUACUUGCGUAUCUGAUAAGCUAGUUUUUUAAGUUUUUCUUUGAUUCUUGCAAUGGAAUUCAAGUUUAAGAUUUAUAUGUACAUAUAUAUACAAGUAUAUACAUAUCGCGCCCCUUAAGAAGAGAAGAAAAAAUUGCAAUUUUUGACUUUUCCUUUAUCCCAGAACACCAUGCGUACAAGGAAACCACAAAUAGCUUUUUAUAUCGGAAACGAAAACUAAUUUUACAAAAGUAAUGAACUUUCAAGCUUGAUUUUCAACAUUUUCAUUUUGGUACAUUCAUCUUUCUGGCAUAAGGGGGACGCGAUAUGUAACAAAUGGCUUGUUUGAGUCACGGAAUAAAAGCGACAGUAUUGCAGCGCUUGUAAACGUUUGCGAUCCUAUUACAAAUGCUAAGCUGAUACUUUUCUGAUUCCGAUGCUGCUUUUGACUGAGCGAGGGCCAUGUCUUCAUGUGUGAAAGAUGCAUACAAAUUUAGGUAUUUUAAACACACCUAAGGCUUAUUUUGAAUGUAAGGUUUCGUAAGGACGGAACAAAAUCGUGUUGUAUAUACAGAAACAUUUAU